AUGCAUUGUUCUCAUUUCUAUCUUAACAACUUGAAGGAUUCCCGAGUCGGUAACAAUGUGGAAGAUAAAGUGAAUUUCGAAGAUGAAAGUCAAACUGUGUACAUGGAAGACUGCAAGGAGUCACGUGAUACUAAGAACAAAGUAACCGGAGAAGGAAAACAUUUUACGGGCAGAAACUUGCAAAAUUCUAUUUUUUCCUAUACAAGAAGUACCAAAAAACUACUGAGAAAUAUAAUGGAUGCGCAGUAAGCAUCUCUGGAUUAUUUAUCUAGUCAGGUUAGCGAGCUCAUGAAUCGAAUUCUCCUUUUGUCUACAGAAGUUUCUAGAAAACAGCUGGCUCCUUUUCCUUCCUGGCCCGUUCUGUCGCAUAGCUUGGAUUGCACUGAUAUUAAAGAUCUAGUUGGUUCUGUCACUAAAACCCCUAGUGGUUUAUAUGUAAUCUUUCCAGAAUGAUCUAGCUAUCCAUUUGAGGUGAUAGGUGACAUGGAUUUCAGAGGAGGAGGAUGGAUGGUGUUUCAGAAAAGGAUCUCUAGGACAACUGACUUCCGGAGGCUGUGGUGCGAUUACCUGGAUGGAUUUGGAGACCUUGUAGGAGAAUUUUGGCUAGGACUGAAAAAGAUUUUUUACAUAGUAAACAAAUUUAGUUUUAUGCUUCACGUGGCCCUGGAAUCUGAAGAUUACACCUUGGCUUAUGUUUCAUAUGAUAAUUUUUGGUUAGAGGAUAAAAUGAAUUUUUUUAAAAUACACUUAGGAUGAUAUUCUGGAAAUGCUGAUAAGUUUUUAAUUACUAAAAGAAGAUGGUAACAGAAUGCCAUGCCUUUCAGCACCUCAGGUGUUGAUAAGGAUGGGUGCCACCCUGCUAGUCUGGUCAAUAGUCAGUCAGACCAUAGCAACACUGACUGAAGGUUCAACCAGUGCCAUCUCACAAACCUGAAUGGGACCCAUCCCAGUCAUGGAAAACGGCAUGCAACUGCAAUUCAGUGGGGUGCAUGGACAAACAACUCAGUUGUCAAGAUUAGAUCUGUCUCAAUGAAGAUUAGAAGAAUUUACAACCCGUAUUUUAAGUAA
Messenger RNA from Phodopus roborovskii (desert hamster), 1068 nucleotides. It is a transcript of the gene Angptl5, whose product is annotated as angiopoietin like 5. The record is from RefSeq and is a predicted model, not a curated record. Lineage: Eukaryota; Metazoa; Chordata; Mammalia; Rodentia; Cricetidae.